UAUACACACACAGACAUGUAUACACACAGAUACAUGUACAUACACAGAAAUACACAUGCACAGACACAUGUACAUACAUACACAGACACACACACACAGACACAUGUACACACACACAGACACAUGUACACACACGCAUACAUGUACACAGACGCAGACACAUGUACAGAUACACACAUGUACAUACACACAGACACAUGUACAUGCAUACACAGACAAACACAUACACCCCCCCCCAUAAAAAGUUGCAGUACUUCGUUGUUCACUCACAGAGCCGGGUACUGCACUCUAGGGGGAGGCAGAGAGCACACCACACACUCCUUCCUUUGUUUUCACUGCGCUCAGCUUUUGAGCAGUCUGAAGGCUCCCAGUGCCAAUGACAGAUCCAGCCUGAGCUCCAAGCCUGCUCAGCAAGACGGUCUUGGGGGACACACUCGCCCAGACCAUAAUUUCCACUCGCCAUAGGCGAGCAGGCGAGUAGAAAUUUCAAGCCUGUAAAGCAUGCUUGUUA
Staurois parvus is the source of this 511-nucleotide messenger RNA. NCBI's taxonomy places the organism in Eukaryota, Metazoa, Chordata, Amphibia, Anura, Ranidae. The record is from the annotation of a GenBank genome assembly.